CUUGCCAUGAUUGAUUGAAUAUUGCUUGAUAAUCAUAAAAAAGGAUCAUUUACUAGUCUUUGGUCUAUCUUGCAGAAAUGUGCGCAAAGGCACCAAUAAUCGUCAAGAUUCUGUCUAGGUGGUUAUCGAGAAGAGUGAAGAAAAGAAGAGAAGGAAGAAGAGACUUGUGUGAGAUGAAAAGAAGUAACCAGGGGGCUAGCUAAAGAAGUGAGAGGACCUUUUUGUGAAGAAAGAAGACAAGGAGGAGGGCUAAUGUGUAAAGUUUGCAGAUCAGGGAGGGGAUCAAAAUCCCUAGAUCGCCUCCAUUCCCCAUCGGGCCUUGCCACAUCUCCAUCUCUCUCCCCCUCACCACUCCUUCUCCACCUCCGGCCGCCGCCACGGCCAGGCCGGCGUGGUGGUGUGCCUCCGCAGUCCAUCCACCCACCAGCGCCAUCCAUCACCAGCACCAACACCUAGUGCCACCAUCACCUCCUGCUGCCAGCGCCACCAUCACCUCUUGCCGCUAGCGCCACCACCACCUCACGCGCCCUGCAAUCCAUCUCCCUGCUGCUCCUCCACCUUUCUUCUUGUCCUAACCGUACUGCUGCUCUUCUUCUUCCCUAGCCUCUUUGCUGCUCUUCCUUCUCCAAAUCCCCAAACUGCUGCUCCUCUUUCUUACACGCCUGCCGCUGUUCUUAUUCUCCUAUCUUUCUGCACCACUACUGCCGCUGCUUGUCUCCUGCGUCCCCUGCUGCUCCUUCCUCCCUUACCUUGCUGCUGCACUUCUUGGAAUCCGAAUCCUUACUGCUUCUCUCUCUCUCUCUGAAAUUUCUGUAAAAUUUAGAAGUGUAUGACAUUUAAUAUUCAGAUUUGAACUGUACUUGCAACCUGCUGUUUGAUCUGUUUAAGUACUUGUUUAAUAUGGUGUAUGUGAUCUGAGAUCUGACUAGUUGAGGCUUUGUUACUUUGGGAGAUACUUGAUCUAUUAUAUUUUGGUUCUAUCAAUUAGUAUUCUGCUAGCAUAUAUGUGUGUUCACCCUGUGUACUAGUCCCCUGUACUAGUUAACUUCCAGUACUAGUUAACUUUGUGUGUGUUUAAUUUUCAGUCUCUGUGAUAGCUUCGUCUCUGUGACAAACAUGUUUGUAAUGUGACCCAUUUCCAUUCUGCUAUAUAUGUUCAUGUCCUGUUGUUCCCUUUAUGUUACUGUUUUAGUUUCUCAUGCCAAUAAAAAAUAGUACCAAAAAGACAGAGAGUAUAAUCAGAAUCUCCCUUUGCUUCUUUUCGUUUACUUUGGCGACAAUCAUUGAUAGUUUAGGUUUUAUUUCUGCAUUCAUAAGCUGAAUUGUGUUACCUAGCUUUAUCCGAGCACGAUCAUUGACUUGCCUAGUCCCUGAGGAGAACAUGACACUCGCAGUUUGGGCGUAAAACCCCACUGUACCUACAAUUGAUCAUUUUCGCGCCGUUGCCGGGGACUAGCUUCAUGCGACCGUGUUAGGCUAUAGACUAGGUUUUGCUUUUGUUUCUAUUUAGUGCCAUAUAUUUGUGAUAUAUCUCUUACCCCUAACCACUGUUCUAGUUAUCUUCUUUUUCUUGUUCAUUUUGUAGGUUGAAUUGUCUUAUUGGAAAUGGCAUUCUACUCAGAUCAUCAUGCUUACGUGAGCAUCACUACAAACAGCAUGGGGAGUAUUCAAGAACUAAUAAGUAAGAUUUCCCAUCGAUUAGAUUAUUUAGCUCAGCAGCGAGAAGUAGUUUUUGAGGAUAGGCCUAGCUCUUAUGAUCCUUAUUCUAGAGGCCAUCCUUAUGUUGCUCCUACCUGCCGUAUUUGUGGAUUUCAGGGCCAUUCGCCCAUUAAAUGUCAGCGUAGUUACUCUCACCCUCUAGAUUGUUUUGGCAUGAGCUUUGCUCAAGAGCAUAGCUCAUACCAAAACAAUCACUCACAUGGGUGGCCUGAAAACCCAAAUAUGUCAUAUAGGAGCAACAACCCUGAGAUUUCAUAGUUUGGUUCUAGUAAUCAUAUGCAGGGAUUUAGGUGCAAUGAAGAGAGCAACAAUUAUGCUCCACAACAAUUUCAUUCAGCUCCUAUUCAUGUACCUCUGCACCCAGAGAUGUGUCCAAUGGAGUUAAAUGGUCCUCCAUUUGGUCAACCAACAACUCCAGCACCUGUUGUGCAAUCUCAUGUGCAAGUGCCCACACAAGAUGAGUUUGAUGACAUAGAAAAGCUCACACUUUUGAGUCUCGAGUUCACUUGGAGCGCCGAGGAUGAUCCUAUUAGGAAGGUUAUUCUAGAGGAAAUGAAGAAGAUCAAGAGUGGAAAAGAGCUUGUGGAAGAAGUAAAGAAGAUUGAGAAGAACAUCAACGCUGGCAGUACUAUUUCUUCACAGCUUGAGCUGAGUAUUUGUGGGAUACCCCUUGAUACAUGUGAGGUCCCAACACCUUCACAUUCAGCUGAGCAAGAUAGCGAGAGUCCAGAGGAAGAGAUACUUCAGAUCCAAGAAGAAAUUCUCGAAGCCAAGGCACAAGAUGAUCAAGAGCUGCAAUUCCCAAGUGAUCAAGUUGAAGACUCAUCAUCUACUACUCCUGAAGAAGUACAAGAAGCUGCUAUAGAUGAAGAUGAAGAACCUGAGAUUCAUUGGCCUAUUGUCAUACAUGAGCGUGAAGUGUCAGGUUUACCCAAUCCUCUUAAUGACAUGCUCCCUUAUGAUUUCUUUGCUUCUAACUUGCAUUGCAUGAUGCCAUCACUUAAGGUAGAUUUGAAAAACUAUUUACUUGGACAUGAUCAUACACACCCUGUUAUUGGCAUUACUCUCAUUUGUGAUGAUCACAGUUACUUUCCUCGUGCUAGUUCUAUGCUUAAUGAAACAUAUCAUUCCCAUGCUACUAAUUUCUACCAUCCUAAACAUGUGCUUUAUAGCUAUGCUUAUGUAAUUGGGUAUUCUAUUGAUAAUUUAGAGGGCAUUGACCCUAUCACUUGUAGUCGUUGUUUGUGUGAGUCCUAUUUCAGGUUUUUGCUACUGCACCGUCACUACAUGCUGACCAGGUUUGAGGUGACAUUCCUUGGGACCCCGGUGGAUUUAGAGGAUGGUGACGAGGAGAAGCAACGAGCACACAUGAGGAUGAGAGAAGCAGGAGCGUGUACGAGCACACAAAAGGAGAGGAUGUGAGAUUGAUCGAGCGAGUGCUACAUCAUUUGAAGAGCCUGAAAUGUGCGCAAAGGCACCAAUAAUCGUCAAGAUUCUGUCUAGGUGGUUAUCGAGAAGAGUGAAGAAAAGAAGAGAAGGAAGAAGAGACUUGUGUGAGAUGAAAAGAAGUAACCAGGGGGCUAGCUAAAGAAGUGAGAGGACCUUUUCUUGUGAAGAAAGAAGAGAAGGAGGAGGGCUAAUGUGUAAAGUUUGCAGAUCAGGGAGGGGAUCAAAAUCCCUAGAUUGCCUCCAUUCCCCAUCGGGCCUGGCCACAUCUCCAUCUCUCUCCCCCUCACCACUCCUUCUCCACCUUCGGCGGCCGCCACGGCCAGGCCGGCGUGGUGGUGUGCCUCCGCAGUUCAUCCACCCACCAGCGCCAUCCAUCACCAGCACCAACACCCAGCGCUACCAUCACCUCCUGCCGCUAGCGCCACCAUCACCUCCUGCCGCUAGCGCCACCACCACCUCGCGCGCCCUGCAAUCCAUCUCCCUGCUGCUCCUCCACCUUUCUUCUUGUCCUAACUCUACUGCUGCUCUUCUUCUUUUUCCCUAGCCUCUUUGCUGCUCUUCCUUCUCCAAAUCCCCAAACUGCUUCUCCUCUUCCUUACACGCCUACUGCUGUUCUUCUUCUCCUAUCUUGCUGCACCACUACUGAUGCUCCUUGUCUCCAGCGUCCCCUGCUGCUCCUAACUUGCUGCUGCUGCUCCUUCCUCCCUUACCUUGCUGCUGCACUUCUCUGAAUCCGAAUCCUUACUGCUUCUCUCUCUCUCUGAAAUUUCUGUAAAAUUUAGAAGUGUAUGACAUUUAAUAUUCAGAUUUGAAGUGUACUUGCAACCUGUUGUUUGCUCUGUUUAAGUACUCGUAUAAUAUGGUGUAUGUGAUCUGAGAUCUGACUAGUUGAGGCUUUGUUACUUUGGGAGAUACUUGAUCUAUUAUAUUUUGGUUCUAUCAAUUAGUAUUCUGCUAGCAUAUAUGUGUGUUCACCCUGUGUACUAGUCCCCUGUACUAGUUAACUUCCAGUACCAGUUAACUUUGUGUGUGUUUAAUUUUCAGUCUCUGUGAUAGCUUCGUCUCUGUGACAAACAUGUUUGUAAUGUGACCCAUUUCCAUUCUACUAUAUAUGUUCAUGUCCUGUUGUUCCCUUUGUGUUACUGUUUUAGUUUCUCAUGCCAAUAAAAAAUAAUACCAAAAAGACAGAGAGUAUAAUCUGAAUCUCCCUUUGCUUCUUUUCGUUUACUUUGGCGACAAUCAUUGAUAGUUUAGGUUUUAUUUCUGCAUUCAUAAGUUGAAUUGUGUUACCUAGCUUUAUCCGAGCAUGAUCAUUGACUUGCCUAGUCCCUGAGGAGAACACGACACUCGCAGUUUGGGCGUAAAACCCCACUGUACCUACAGUUUAUCAUUUUUACUCCUCCGCAGCCCCCAGCUUUGAACAAAAGGAGCUCUUGGAGGAGGGGCAGACAUAGGGAAGGAUGCCGCUGCAGAAGCCCUCAAAAUUGCCACUAAAGAGGGGCACGCCGAGCCCCUCAAGGACGCCCAGAGAAAUCCCCAGCAGCUCGACUGGCCUCAUCAUGGAAGUGGAGGAAAAAGCGCCCCUCCAAAGUGAUGCCUCAAACCUGAGGGUAACUCUCCCGGCAAGUGGCCUGGCAAUGGUCAUUGAUCAUCCGACCCGGGCAGCCCUCGGUUCAUCAGUCAUUGCCGGGGUGAAUUUUGAUGAAGAAAUCUGCUGCAUACUGCCCCCUUGACCCAGAGGACGACGGAAGUGAUUGACCCGGGUGACAGCUCCAAGGAAUUGGCAUUUCUGGAGUCGAUGGCUGCCGGACCUAAGGAAGUGCAGGAAACGGCAAGCGAUUCAGGAUGAUCGCAAAGCCUAUUAUUCGGCCACCCGCCAACUGAAAGACAAAACUAAGGAACUGCGCUCCUGGUACAACGCCCUGUCUCGAGAACUUAGGGACCAGGAGGAGAAUAUGGCGGCUGCUACAGAGAGAGUGCGGACUCACGAUGCCAUGCUGAAGGAGCACGAGACGCUGCCCAACACCCAAGCCAAGGAUCUUGCCUCUCGGGAGCAGGCUUUGGCCGCCGCUAUCUGUGCCAAGGAUAAUGAGCUGGAAAGCCUUGUUCAGCAGCACACCAAGCAUCUGGAGGACAGCCACAAGAGGGCCAUCAACUUGCAGGCUCAUGAUGCGGCCGCCAAACUGAAGGAAAUCUCUAAUAAUCUUGCCGCCACUUCUGCAAUCAAAACAGAGCUUGAAACCCACGCAGGUAAACUGGAGGAGGAGGUUGCCGGGAAAAAGAAGAAGAUCGAGGCCCUCCGGGAAGAAGCACGAAAAACAUCCUCCAUGCUGGAGGGGCUGCAAUCGCAUCUUACAUCUAAGGACCAGGUUCUGAAGGCUGCUUCCAGCACCAUUGAAGAUCUGAGCACCAAGCUGGACACUCUUGAGAAAGGUCUUGAGCAGGCGAAGGACCCUGAGAGGGCCUUGGCAGAAGAGGUCAAUACUACCAGAGCUCUUAGCAAGGACGCAGAAGACAAACUCAAGGAGCAAGUCGAGCUGUACAACCUCUGGUCGAAGAGCCUAGUGAACAUAGAUGAGCGUAUUUCCUCCCAGAUCGCGACUAUGAACAUGAAGAGCUAGACUUUCUCCCUCAACGAGCAUGAGAUCCCAAGUGUCAAGCUGACAUAUUUCUUCGAGGUGCUCAUUGAGGGGCCGAAGACAUAUGAAGAUGAUAGAUCAGCCUGCUUCGCCAGCGAGUCUCGAAAGUUUGCCCGGGAUGCCAUCAUCACUCUUCUCGUCAAUUAUCUGCAUCGCCAUCCCGACGUCGACAUCUCCGAUGCCUUCGAGAGGCUGCCGGCCAGGACAGAUACUUCUGCUGUCGCUCACGUUGUCGACAAGGUCGUCCUUGUGGCUCCGGUCCAAGGAGGACGCCGGGAUUAACUUCUCUUGCUCCGUCUGUUGUGGCGCUGCCAAACAAAAGGACAUAUUUCGGCCUGAUGUUAGGCCUCGCUACCUGCGGUGAUGUAAUAGCAUUUCUUAAGUAGCUGUGUGGACCAAUGCUAUCCUUUAAGUUUAUAUUGCCCGUUGUUUU
Messenger RNA from Aegilops tauschii subsp. strangulata, 6240 nucleotides. The record is from RefSeq and is a predicted model, not a curated record. Lineage: Eukaryota; Viridiplantae; Streptophyta; Magnoliopsida; Poales; Poaceae.